Manis pentadactyla (Chinese pangolin) is the source of this 2496-nucleotide messenger RNA. RefSeq names its product TNF receptor associated factor 6 (gene TRAF6). Gene Ontology annotation, biological process: regulation of apoptotic process; interleukin-1-mediated signaling pathway; regulation of canonical NF-kappaB signal transduction. Gene Ontology annotation, molecular function: ubiquitin protein ligase activity; tumor necrosis factor receptor binding; zinc ion binding. Gene Ontology annotation, cellular component: plasma membrane signaling receptor complex. Bases 239 to 1867 code for a protein of 542 amino acids. The record is from RefSeq and is a predicted model, not a curated record. NCBI's taxonomy places the organism in Eukaryota, Metazoa, Chordata, Mammalia, Pholidota, Manidae. The transcript is spliced from 7 exons.
CCUUCGGGCGGGCAGAGGAGGCGGAAGUAGGGUCCUCCGCGGCCGGGGCUGGCAGUCCGGGCGGCCCCCGGGACGCAGCAACAGCGGCCUACGGGGGCCGGGAAGUAGGCUUCCGGGCUGCCUGGGCUCAGAGCGCGGUGCAGGGCCUCUCCCGGCGUCGUGCCGAGCGGAGUCUUGCGGCCGGGUGGAGUCGGCGGCCCAGCGGACGAGAGCGAGGACUGUUGCUAAUCACGUUACUAUGAGUCUGCUAAACUGUGAAAACAGCUGUGGAUCCAGCCAGUCUGAAGGUGACUGCUGUGCAGCCAUGGCCAGCUCCUGUAGCACUGCAGCAAAAGACGACAGUGUGAGUGGAACUGCCAGCACAGGGAACCUCUCCAGCUCUUUUGUAGAAGAGAUCCAGGGGUAUGAUGUGGAGUUUGACCCACCCCUGGAAAGCAAGUAUGAAUGCCCCAUCUGCUUGAUGGCGUUACGGGAAGCAGUGCAAACACCCUGUGGCCACAGGUUCUGCAAAGCCUGUAUCAUCAAAUCAAUAAGGGAUGCAGGUCACAAAUGUCCAGUUGACAAUGAAAUACUGCUGGAAAAUCAACUAUUUCCUGACAACUUUGCAAAACGAGAGAUUCUUUCUCUGAUGGUGAAGUGUCCAAAUGAAGGUUGUUUGCACAAGAUGGAGCUGAGGCAUCUUGAGGAUCACCAAGCACAUUGUGAGUUUGCUCUCAUGAAUUGUCUCCAAUGUCAGCAUCUCUUCCAAAAAUGCCAACUUAAUAUUCACAUUCUCAAGGAGUGUCCAAGGAGACAGGUUUCUUGUAUAAACUGUGCUGCAUCCAUGGCAUUUGAAGAAAAAGAGAUCCAUGACCAGACCUGUCCUUUGGCAAAUGUCAUCUGUGAAUACUGUGAUACCAUGCUCAUCAGAGAACAGAUGCCUAAUCAUUAUGAUCUAGACUGUCCUACCGCCCCAAUUCCAUGCACAUUCAGUACUUUUGGUUGCCAUGAAAAGAUGCAGAGGAAUCACUUGGCACGCCAUCUACAAGAGAAUACUCAGUCACACAUGAGAAUGUUGGCCCAGGCUGUGCAGAGCUUAAGCCUUGCUUUAGCUCCCAUGCCUCCCAUACGUGAUAUGUUUCCAUAUGAUUCUGCCUCUGUGUCCCGGGCUUCCUCUGGAUGUCACCCAGAGGUCGAGAAUUUCCAUGAAAUCAUUCAACAGUUAGAGGGUCGCCUUGUAAGACAAGACCAUCAAAUCCGAGAGCUGACUGCUAAAAUGGAAACACAGAGCAUGUAUGUAAAUGAGCUCAAACGAACUAUUCGAACCCUUGAAGACAAAGUUGCCGAAAUGGAAGCACAGCAGUGCAAUGGGAUUUACAUCUGGAAGAUUGGUAACUUUGGGAUGCACUUGAAAUCUCAAGAAGAGGAGAAACCUGUUGUCAUUCAUAGCCCUGGAUUCUACACAGGCAAACCCGGGUACAAACUGUGCAUGCGCCUGCACCUUCAGCUUCCAAAUGCCCAGCGCUGUGCAAACUACAUAUCCCUGUUUGUCCACACAAUGCAAGGAGAGUAUGACAGCCACCUCCCUUGGCCCUUCCAGGGUACAAUACGCCUUACAAUUCUUGAUCAGUCUGAAGCACCUAUAAGGCAAAACCAUGAAGAGAUAAUGGAUGCCAAACCAGAGCUGCUUGCCUUCCAGAGACCCACAAUCCCACGGAACCCAAAAGGUUUUGGCUAUGUGACUUUUAUGCACCUAGAAGCCCUAAGACAAAGAACCUUCAUUAAGGAUGAUACUUUGUUAGUACGCUGUGAGGUCUCCACCCGCUUCGACAUGGGUAGUCUUCGGAGGGAGGGUUUCCAGCCACGGAGUACUGAUGCAGGGGUAUAGCAUCCUUGUGUUUGUUCAAAACAAAACCAAAAAUACCCCAUCUGGAGAAAACAGUGUCUUUCCGUGCCCUGUUCUCAAUAAUAUGCAAGCAAGAAAAGCAGUGGGAAAGAUGUACCCACCGGUGAAUGUUGUUAGAUCACUUACCACUUCUUCCUGCUACACAUACCUGAAGCAGUUUUUUCUUGGGAAUCUACAUGUUCCAUGCUUUUUCAGAAACUGAAGUGCCUGUGGCCAAUUGCACCAGCUAUUGUGUCAGUUAGUAUACCUCUUUGUUGUACUUUCUGGGCUUUCACACCAGUGUGUUUUACUGGUCAAAAAGCCCAGGAUUGGAGUGAAAAAGCUCAAACCUUUUAGUAAUGACAUUCCUUAAAACUUUAGCUUAUUUUUGUAGUAUUAUGUGUAAUAUAUUAAACUUGAGAAUCACUACCGCCUUGUGCUGGUGCCAGCAAGGAGUUAAUUACUUUAGAGUUCUCAUUUUUUUUGACCUCCUAUAGGUUUCAGAUGAUUUGAACCUUACUACUUGGAAAGCUUAAGUUCUCAUUCACCCCAUUCCCCCCAUCCCCUGAGAUGUAACUGAAGAUAUUCAGAAACUAGUUUAAGCCCUAAAUAUAACCUCAUUCAGUGAACAU